AUGGAUGCGACAACAGAAGAGUUUCCUCCGACAAACCCACCGCUUCCUGACGAUUACUCGGAUGUAGAUUCUGAACAAUCCGAAGACGACGCAGUUACAGAACGUAGAAAGUAUCAACGUGGAGGCCGAAAACAGAGUACCACAAACCACAUCAGAGCGAGCCGAAUGCCCCCAAUACCAGAACCGGAAAUUUCAACAGAACCAAAACACAGAGAGGAGGUCAAGAUGGAUCAAGAAGAGACACAAGUGAACGGGACAUCAUGUCCAGAAUGUGCCGCGAGGAAACAGAAGGUGGAGGAAAAGCAACCAGAGGAGCAACCGGAGAAGCAACCAACGCCUUUUGAGACGGGGAUACGAGCUUUCAAUUUGAGGAAAGCUGCUUCUUCGAGUGGACGGCCUGUUGGAGUUCGAACAACCACUUCUGAAGACAAGAAGUCGAAGAAGAAGUCUUCAAAAAAGAAGAAAAAGAAGAAGCAAAAAGCCGAGGUCAAGGAAUCCGAGACCGAGGACGAGAGUUCCAGCGAGGAGGAAGAGGAGGAGAAACCGAGACCGAUGUCCAUAAAACUUGAUCUCAACCUUGUGAUUGAGAUCUUUUUGAAAGCAAAAAUCCAAGGCGAUGUUACUAUUACUUUCUUGUGA
This is a messenger RNA of Hyaloscypha bicolor E, 639 nucleotides long. RefSeq lists its product as uncharacterized. The transcript has a single exon. NCBI's taxonomy places the organism in Eukaryota, Fungi, Ascomycota, Leotiomycetes, Helotiales, Hyaloscyphaceae. The record is from RefSeq and is a predicted model, not a curated record. Bases 1 to 639 code for a protein of 212 amino acids.